UAAUGACUGAGAAAUUGCUUGAGUUUUGAAACUAAUCCCUGUAUUUUGUGGGUAUCAGGCACAGAGGCAAUGUUUGCAGAUUUGGGCCAUUUCAAUGCACUGUCUAUAAGGAUUGCAUUUGCAUUCAUUGUAUACCCUUGCUUGGUAAUGCAAUAUAUGGGCCAGGCUGCUUUUCUAUCAAAAAAUAUUUCUUCAAUUCCAAAUAGUUUCUAUGCUUCGGUUCCUGAUAGUGUAUUUUGGCCUGUCUUCAUUCUAGCCACCCUCGCAGCUAUUGUUGCGAGUCAGGCCAUCAUUUCGGCCACAUUCUCUAUUGUUAAGCAAUGUAAUGCUCUCAGUUGCUUCCCGCGUGUAAAGGUUGUUCACACCUCAAAACAUAUACAUGGACAGAUCUACAUACCAGAGAUUAAUUGGAUCCUCAUGAUUCUUACUCUUGCUAUAGCUAUUGGGUUUCAUGACAUAACUACAAUUGGAAAUGCAUAUGGUCUAGCUUGCAUGUCGGUUAUGUUUAUCACGACUUUCCUCAUGGCACUCGUCAUAGUCUGUGUGUGGCAAAGAAGUACUGUACUCGCUGCUGCAUUCCUCCUUUUCUUUUGGUUCAUCGAAGGCGCUUACCUAUUAGCUGCAUAUACAAAAGUUCCUCAGGGAGGAUGGGUGUCCCUUGUACUGUCUCUCUUCUUCAUGUUCAUCAUGUUUAUUUGGCACUAUGGAACUCGCAAGAAGUACAACUUUGAUCUAUACAACAAAGUGCCAAUGAAAUGGAUCCUUGGCCUCGGCCCGAGCCUUGGCAUUGUCCGUGUGCCUGGGAUAGGCCUUGUAUACUCGGAGCUCGCAACAGGAGUACCCGCUAUCUUCUCUCAUUUCAUCACAAAUCUUCCUGCUUUUCAUAAUGUUUUGGUGUUUGUUUGUGUAAAAUCUGUUCCAGUGCCCUAUGUCUCGCCUGAGGAACGCUUCCUCAUUGGCCGCAUUGGCCCCAGACCAUAUCGCAUGUAUCGUUGCAUAGUAAGAUAUGGGUACAAAGACUUGCAGAAAGAUGACGAGAACUUUGAGAACCUUUUAAUAUUAAGUAUAGCAGAGUUUAUACAAAUGGAAGCUGUAGAGCCUCAGUUUUCAAGCACUGACACUGCAUCAUAU
Olea europaea var. sylvestris is the source of this 1131-nucleotide messenger RNA. RefSeq names its product potassium transporter 4-like. Gene Ontology annotation, molecular function: potassium ion transmembrane transporter activity. The annotation marks the transcript as partial. Gene Ontology annotation, cellular component: membrane. NCBI's taxonomy places the organism in Eukaryota, Viridiplantae, Streptophyta, Magnoliopsida, Lamiales, Oleaceae. Gene Ontology annotation, biological process: cell tip growth; potassium ion transmembrane transport. The record is from RefSeq and is a predicted model, not a curated record. The transcript is spliced from 4 exons.